Molecule: messenger RNA, 849 nt
Organism: Entrophospora sp. SA101
Lineage: Eukaryota; Fungi; Glomeromycota; Glomeromycetes; Entrophosporales; Entrophosporaceae
Source: the annotation of a GenBank genome assembly
AUGUCGGAAUGUCCAUCUAGUGAACGUAUAAUAUUGAAUGUUGGUGGAAUUAAGUAUGAAACAUACCGUUCUACCCUAACAAAUUAUCCCGAUACAUUAUUAGGAACAAUGUUUCAAGGAAGAAAUCAAACAUUACUUCAUCCCAUAAAUGGGAAUGAAUAUUUUAUUGAUAGGAAUGGUAGAGCGUUUCAUUAUGUACUAGAAUUUUAUCGUACGGGAGAUGUUAUUUGGCCAAAUGAUGACGAAUUCUUAUCGUCAAACAUGUCUUGUAGUUGUUGUCAAUUAGUAACAAGACAAGAAUUGAUAAGAGAAUUUGAUUAUUUUCAAAUACCAACCAAGAAAGAAAUGAUUCCAUCAAAUAUCGACGAUUCAAAAUCCUUAGCAAUAAAAUUAGAUGGAUUUGUCACAAAUUUAAUAGAGUCUUACUAUAUAGCGAGACAAAAUUAUCAGACAAAUUUAUCAAUUAAAUUUUAUGAUCGUCUACCAACAAUAAAAUUAGAACCAAAAUCAAUUCCAAUACAUUCCGAACCUCGAAUUGAUAGAUUAAUGAAACCCUAUUUAUCGAGUGGUUAUUAUAUAUUAGAAAUGUUCUCUAAAUUCAUUGAAACUUAUAUCAAGAUGAUGAUUCCUGAUUUAAGAUGGAGUUUAGACAAAAGGUUUAAAUAUGAACCCGAGCCAAGUUAUUAUGAAUUAAAAAUUACAAGUGGAAAAGUAUUGGAUAAAGAUGAGAUUCUUAAAUAUUCAGUUUUAAAAAAUGUAAAUAUUUCAGAAUCUCAAUAUAUUGUAAAUGGAUUAGGUUUAUUGGGUGGCACUUUUAGACCUUUGAACAGAGAUGGAAGAUAUAUUUAA